AUGUAGUAGUUCGUUCAUUUCCCCGUUUAGAUGAUGAUACCCAUGCCAAUACCGUAUGGAAUCAUUCAAACAUGUCCAAACGCUUCUGGCUCGCCUUAACCUCAAGUAAGCGCUUCCCAAAGCUCUUCGCCCUAAUAAAAAUACUAUCCUAACCCUUCUAUUUAAAUUCCCCAAAUUCAUUCACAAAGUCCCCCUCCUAAAUGUUAAAACAAGAAAAUCUCCUCUGCAAGCAAAAAGAAGGACUCAAGCAUUGAGAUUAUUGAGUGCCCAACAUCACCUUUUUCUGCUUCAGAAGAAUAGCAAGCAACAAACAAAAUGGCUAAGAAUGGAGGUCGAUCAAGAACAUCUAAAAAAGCAGACAAGAAGCGUAAUGAAAAGAUAGAUAAUUCAAACAAAUAAACUCCUGACUUUUACUCUUCAACUUCAUUAGGAGUAAAGGUAAAGUCGAAUCAAGAGUCAGCAUUAAAAUUAUAAGCAGAUAAAUCUACUUAGAAUCAAGCUGCUUCUACUCCUUGCAAAAGAGUGACUCGUAACUCCUCAGCUGCUGCAAGCAGAAGUCCUGAUUAAGAAAAAAUAAAGAAUCAAAUGAACUCUGCUUACUAAAGCCAUCAUCAUUCUUCCUCUACUCAAAAUGGUCAGCACAAAAAAGAGAGAUAACAUAACUCACCCAUGCAGAAUUUCCAUGAUGAUCAUCAACAUCCAUCAGAAGUAAUUAUUGAAUCAGACAAUACAAGCAGUAUUGAAUUCAAAGAUUGCAUUUUAGUUGAUGAUUCCGUGUAAGAAAUAGAUAUGAAUAGAUAAACAAAGCAAAAAUAAAUUAAUUACAAGUAUACUUGUGAUUAAAAUAAGAGGUAGAAUGAUUAAACAGAAGACAUAUAUCAGCAGCGAAACUAACACAGUGACUAGUGUUAAAACUAACAAAUAUAAAAAGAAAAGUAGAAUUUUAAACCAUAAACCUAAAUAAACAAUUAAAUUCCUUAAAAUAGCAUGGAUUGUACAAACACGCAAUCAAAUAAUUUAAAUAUCAGUUAAGCAACAAAUUUUCUUCCUUCAAAUUCAACCCAAUAUUACCCUUGUUUUUUUUAUCUUAACAAUUAUAAUAACGGAUUUAACUAGAAUGCAUAUCAAUAGUAAUUCAGUAUUUCACAGUCGCCCCUUCUAAAUUAAUAGUAUACUCAACUUUAAGAUAAAUAAACUCAUGAAUAUUAGAAUUUAUCUCCUCAAAAUAAGUCUUCUUUACAAGAUAAGGCACAAUAAAGACAUUCAAAUGCAGAUUAAGAUUCCUUACCAACAAGAGGCAAAAAUCAUUCCUAUACCAGUCAUGCACAUUCUCAGAACAUUUCUUCAGUCCACAAUCACAAUAGUUAAUAGGAAUCUUCCCUUGUAAUUAUUGAUUAGCCAGAAUCUGAAACUAAAUAGGAAUCUGUUAAAAAAGAUUCAAAAAUCUCAUCAGCAAGAAGGACCAGAGGUAAUAUAAACUCUUAAGUUUAAGAAAUUAAUUUAGAUGAUAAAUCUAAGAGAACAAGAAAGUACAAUACUUUUUACAAUAAUGGAGAUUUCAUUUCAGGUGAUUAUAUGUUUAUGGGUAAAAAACUCACAAACAAAAGACAAAAUCCUGUUUAAUAUAAUCCUAUUUUGAAGAAGAAAAACUAAAGAUCUCAAGUCGAUAUUAUAUCAUCCUCUAAAUCCCUAUAAUCUUCAAUGCUUGAAAUUGUUUAAAAUAAUGAAAAAUUAGCUAAUCAAAAAACAAAAAAUCUCUUUUUAUAAAGCGUUAAACCAUCUGAAAUUGCAAGAGCAUCAGAAAAGGCUUCUAAAAAUGUCUUCACUCUACCACUUUCUAAAAGAAAACCAUAAAGAAAGACUUCUGACGAAGUUCAUUAUGGUUCUGCAUUUUUCUUUUAAGACUACAAAUAAAAAUUUAUUGAAGAAAAGUUUGAUGAAGAUACUAUUUUUUUAGUUAACAACAAUAACCAAAAUGUAGAAGUUAAGGUGUAAAGAACUCCUUUAGAUAAAAGUGUUAGCCUUGCUAACAAAAAGACAAACGGGCAAGUUAUAGAUCCGUUAGCUAAAGUAUCUAAUAAAUUUGACGAUUGCAGUAGAAAUAAAUACUUCUCAUAAAUUAACUUCAUUAAGGAUUACAAAUCUGGUUAUGCACCAAUUGAAAUAUAGAACCAGUAAGAAAAAGAAUUAAACGAGAUGGAAAAGAAUGAACAGCAAAAUGAAGAAACUCAUAAAUAACACUUUAUAAGAAGAAAGCAAACUAAUAACAUUAAUUUAAAGAGAUCUUGUGGUGUUUCCUAUGUGAAAAUGCCAGAGUCAAAGUAAGAAAAUGUGUCUGAUAUUUAUGAAAGAUUGCCUUAACUUGUAUUUUAAUGUUCGAAUGGAUAGCCAAAACUCAUGGAACAUGAAUAUUUCUACGAAAAGUUAUAUUAAAAGAUAUUUACUUCUUCAACUUAGUGGCUGCUUUGCACAUAAUUUGAAUCUGAAGAUGAGUGCUUAAUGAGAGAUUAUCUACUCUACCCUGAGAAAAGAUGGGAGCUUUGCAAAGGAAAAUACUUUGUUGUUAAAACUGUGAGUGAUAUUUGGCCAUUGUUUAUUGAAAAAUACUUUUUGUGCAUUCACUUUUUCUUUGAUUCCAAAGAGUUGAUUAAAUGCCCUUAGUUAAAAGACUUUUCUUUGGAAGAAGUUUAGAAUAUUAUUAAGUAUUCCAAUAUACAACUCGGUUUACUGUUUAAGAAGAGUAUAAAUGGCAAAAAGGCUUUCAAAAAGAGCUUAGGAGAAGCAUUUUUAGGAGAAAUAGAAAACCAUCCUAGUUCUAGAGAACCUUAGUAAGCUAAGAAGAAAGGAAGAAAAUCCAAACCUGUAGAAAAUUAAAUUGAAGAAAAAAAUGAAGAUAAAAAAACUCAAAUCGUUGCUGCUGGAGAAAACUAGCUAAAUAUGAAUAAAAAUUAAAUAAAUAAAUUCUUCAAAGAAGUUAAAAAUAAAUUAAAAUAGGACAAAUUCCUUAAUGAACUUCCAAUUUUCAAGAAAAAAAUCGAAGAUAUUUAAAAAUAUUUAUUACCAUAUAUGAAGAAAUUAACUACUUAAGAAACUGUAAUGCCUUCUUAAGAAGUUAUCAAAAGUAUCAGUGAGUUAGAAACUAAUGAGGAAAAAGUUGAGGCAAUAUUAGAAAUGAUGGAGUUCAUAUAAGAGUAAAUAAACGAUGAAGAUUACCAAAUAGGAUUACCUUAAAAGGAAACUAAGUAAAAAACUUCAGCAAAAAAGGAGAGCUUAAAAAAAUCUAACACAAACACUCCUUCCUUAAAAGCAUAAAACUCUUAAAACGGAAACGAGAUUUUUGCAUAGCUUCUAUUAAAUUAAAACAUAAAUACAAAAAAGGAUCAAAACUCUAAGAAUAGUAGUGAAGUUUUAAUUGAAGUAGUUAAUAGUGAUUCUCAGAUUUUAAACAACGGAAAAGUAAAUUUAAAGUAAAAUCCAGAGCAAGAAAAUAAAGUAGAAAAAAUUUAGUUAGAAGAAGAAGGUGAAAAAUGUUCAAAUGAUGUAGAUUAAAGCAAAUGUGAGUAAAAAACUGAGGAUAACGACAUUAAAGAGGAAAAGGAAGAGUUUAAUGAAAUAGAAGUGAAAGAAGAAAAAAUUGAAAUUGAAGAAAGUGAUUUAAAAGUAAACAACAAUGAAACUUUGGGCAGCAUAAAUACAGAUAAUUAAGGUUAAGGAUAAAAUGAAAUUUAAAUUGAGGAAGAAGUAGCUAAUCAUGAAAAAAUUGAAAUAGAAAAAAAUAUGGACUCAGAGCUCUCUAGCUAAUUAGGAUCACCUAAAAUAUAAAAUGCUUUAAAAGAAAUCGAAAACUUACAGUAAAUUUACUAGGAAACUAAUUAAAAUGCUCAAAACUUUGAUAAAUUAGACAAAUUAAAUUAAGAAAGCCAAAAGAUAUCCUGCAACAGUCCUAUUCGUGAUUCAACUUCUCAGUCUCUAUCAAAUAAACUCUUAAAUUCACCUAGUUAAACAAUUUCAACAAUUUCGAAGGAUUUAACAAUUUCAGACAAGCCAUAAAAUCUUACUGAAUAUUCUGCAAUUGUGACUGAAGAGAAUACUAUUCCUAUUCACACUUAGUCUAAUAAUGCAAAUGCAAGUGAAACAACAAAGGAAGAUUAAAAACUAACAAAUGGCCAAACUUUAGAAAUGAAAAAAGAAUCUCUUAUAUGCUAAGAAAUCCUUAACUAUAUAGACAAGGAUAUCUCAAGUAAAAAUAUCAACACAUUAUCAGCCAAACUUGAACUAUAUGUUGAAGAAAAAGGAUGGAAGGGAUCAAGUCAACUUGUAAAAAGUCUUCUAAGCACAUUCAUUUUAUAUGCGAAGGAUUAAUUUGAAAAACUUGCUCUAGAAAUGAUGAAUACCAGAUUCGGAAUAGUUAGAGAUGAAGAUGAAUAAAAACUCAACGAGACUCUAUCAAGGAUACGCUUUAUCAACAAGAAUAGCACAAAAAGAAGAUAAACUUAUGAAAACUAUUAAUAUUCUACUCGUGCCAAAUGGGAUUUCCAUGAAAACUAGCUUUAGUCACAAAAUAUUGAAAAUAAUCUUUUCUCCAAAAAGGAAAUUAAAAUUAAUGAAGAUAAAUUGUUGGCAGAUACAGAGCCAGUUACAAUAGCUAAACUUAUUGAUAAGGAAGAGGGUUACUCAGUACUUAAAAGAGGUGACCUAUCUAUGCCACUUUACUAUAUAUCUACCAGAGACUCCUUUGCAUUUGAUUUACUUGAAAAAAUAACUACUUGUCAAUUAAAUGGUAAAGUAUUCAAUAAAAUUGAAUAUUUCUUUGAUCCUAACAAUUAUCCUACAAACUUUAAAUCCUUCAUCGAUUCCUUCCCUGACUAUCGUGUAGGAGCCACUUUAUAUACAGGUUUCUUCACUCAUUAAGAAUUAAUGAGCAUUGAAAACUCUUGUUAUGAAACAGAAAUAAAGAGCUUCUAAAGACAUUAUUUCCCUAUGACUGCAUAGAUGACUUGUACAGCUCAAAAAAUAAGAAGAACAAAAUUCUUCUUCGGUUCCAGAUAUAUUUGGACAAGAUAGUAAUUAGCAGAGCCUCACUCAUUUGUUGGAGCUGGUGUGCGCUAAGAUGUAUCAUAACCACCUUCAUGGAUGAGAAGAAAAGUUGUAGGACCUUUAGAAUAAGCAGGAAUUUUACCUCCAGGUUUUAUAAAUUCUCUUGCUCUAAACGUGUAUCAUGACGGAAAAGAAGGUUUAGCAUAGCACUUUGAUGAUGCUACUAGAUUUAGAUAACCUAUUUUUACUUUUAAACUCUUCUCUGAUGCUCGUUUAUCUUUUGGUAGUCAGCUUUAUGGCUUUUGCAACUCAGCAUUUGUAAUUCCCAUGCCUAGAGGUUCUGUAUUAAAAUUAGAAGAAAAUUCAUAUGCUGCAAACGGUAUUAAGCAUUGUGUAAGACCCUGUGACAUGGCAGGAAAGAAUGCAACUAUAAUUAUGCGUUAAAUGCAUCAUAAAGUUGUGAACGAAGCAAUUAUUUAUGAUGAAAAUGUAGACCUCCCUACAUGGAUCUCAACUUUGAGUUCAAGAGAAGAUGCUGUGCCUUAUGGAGAUUAAAAAGAAAUAGAGGCUGAAUACUUAAUGAGAAACAGUGGAUAAAAUUGCUCUUGA
Molecule: messenger RNA, 5646 nt
Organism: Tetrahymena thermophila SB210
Lineage: Eukaryota; Ciliophora; Oligohymenophorea; Hymenostomatida; Tetrahymenidae
Exons: 10
Biological process (GO): mRNA export from nucleus; mRNA processing
Cellular component (GO): nucleus
Molecular function (GO): oxidative RNA demethylase activity
Source: RefSeq, a predicted model, not a curated record